Messenger RNA from Cuscuta campestris, 1226 nucleotides. The record is from the annotation of a GenBank genome assembly. NCBI's taxonomy places the organism in Eukaryota, Viridiplantae, Streptophyta, Magnoliopsida, Solanales, Convolvulaceae.
AUAAACUUUGAUACAUUUUACGCAACUACUUCAAAAGCUAGGAUUAUUUCUUGCAAAUAUUAACAGUCAGAUUGUUAUUAUUAUUAGCAUUCUGUUAUAAGGCUAGCUUAUCCUGCUCAAAUUUUCCAUUUGUUUUUAUUGUUUGCUCAGUCAUUCCAUUCAUUGGUGUGGAAUGCUUCAAUCCUCAUUUUUGUUUCCAUUCUCCCUUUUUGUUUUCCAUCCUCCAUGUCUGCGUGCCUAACUCUUUUCCAAUGCAGAAUUGAAAGUGCUAUUGAUACAGAAAUUUCCAAAGAAGAUCAUGACCAACACCAUAAACAUGAGCAUGACGCCCAUCACGACCACGAUAAUCAUCAUCAUUCACAUGAUCAUCAUGAGCAUCAUCAUUCUCACAACCAUACUCAUGAUCCCGGUGUUUCAUCUGUUAGCAUUGUUUGCGACGGGAUCCUAGAUCUCGAGAAGGCUAACAUGUGGCUGGGAACAUUAUUGAUGGAAAGGAGCGAAGAUAUAUAUCGGAUGAAGGGUCUUUUGUGUGUUCAGGGGAUGGAGGAAAGAUUUGUCUUUCAGGGAGUUCACGACAUAUGCCAAGGUUCCCCAGACAGGCCAUGGCUUCCCGAUGAGAAUAGGACGAACAAGAUUGUUUUUAUCGGAAAGAAUUUGGAUGGGAAAGAUCUAGAGAAGGGUUUCAAGGCCUGCCUGCUCUAGUGGUAAAUCCAUUGGAGAAUAUAAUCUCCGCAAGGCUAAUGGAAGGUGAAUUGACUUUUUUGCUUUUGAAGUUUCGCUACUUUUGUGGGAUUUUACUCGGUUGUUGUUGCUCUUGAACUUUCACUUCACCUAUGGGACUUUUGAACAAUUUUUGGUGCUUCAUGUUUGGAUGCCUCGAAAUUCACAAUAUUUAGUUAGUGAAUUUUGGUGGGGAAAAUAAAAAAAUGAGAUGGAAAACUAAUUUCUUUGUUUGGUUAGUGAGGAAAAGAAAAGAAAACUGAGAGGGAAAUAAAAGUGUAGAAAAAAUGAAUUAAAACUGGAAAAGUUGUUUCCUUUCAAAACAGGAUGGAAAAUGAGAUAAAGGCUUGGCGGCUUCUCCCUCUGAAAUCCAUCUCCGUCUCCCAAGAAGGAUGAAAAGUAAGAGACACCCGCUAAUUCAUCCGCAUGCUAGAUUUGUUUUUUUCUUCAUAAUUUAGAAUUUGAGUCAACAGUUGUGAAAAAACUCAUAAAAAGAGAUGUAAAUA